Molecule: messenger RNA, 4047 nt
Organism: Cutaneotrichosporon cavernicola
Lineage: Eukaryota; Fungi; Basidiomycota; Tremellomycetes; Trichosporonales; Trichosporonaceae
Gene: syj1
Exons: 3
Coding region: 1-4047 (1348 amino acids)
Biological process (GO): phosphatidylinositol dephosphorylation
Cellular component (GO): membrane; cytoplasm
Molecular function (GO): phosphatidylinositol-3,5-bisphosphate 5-phosphatase activity; phosphatidylinositol-4,5-bisphosphate 5-phosphatase activity
Source: RefSeq, a predicted model, not a curated record
AUGCCGGCGAGGCUAUACCUCCGGCCUCAGCCGCGCGCCUUCUUCCUCCUCACCGACACCCAUGCUCUCGUGUUCCGUCAACCCGGCGCCGAGGAAAGCAAGGCGACACGAUCUGUGGUUGUUGCCGAGUUCCUGCCUAUCGACCAGGUAGACACCAAUGGACUCAUCGCGGCGGGGCAGUAUCGCUCUGUCGAGGGCGUCCUUGGCGUCACUAGUAUACCGAGUGACCGGUCCCCUGUUCCAGACGUCUUCCUCCUCCUUCUCACAGCGUCGACACCCCUUCAGCCUCUGAUUCCAGGGUCGUCUCUGCGCCCGGCUCGCGUCGUGUCUGUCGAGUUCCACUCGCUGACGUCCAACUUCUGGGACCCGCCUGGGCUUGUGCCGAGCACGAGCACUUUUGACCCCAUUGACGUCGAGGAUGCCGAGUACUACCACCGAGAGACGCGCGUCAACAACAUGAGCCUCGCACAGGCAGCGGGCGUCGAGGACCCGUGUAGCGGGAUGCGCAAAUAUCUCGAGUCGGGCGGAUUCUUCCACGCGGGCGCAUGUCGAUUUGACAUCUCGAGGCAUCUUGGGAGCCCGGGGACCAACCUCGUCGCCGACGAGGCUGGGCACGGCCGCAGUCCGCUCGAGGGCUGGGACGAGCGGUUCGUUUGGAACGCCCACCUACUACAGCCGCUGCUGGUGUUCCGGCAGAACCUGCCGGAUGCUGUGCGCGACGAGCUCGACGCGCACGCCCUCCUGCUCCCAGUGAUCCAGGGAUAUGUGGGCUCGGUCCCUUUGGGCCCGGCCUCCUGGUCGCCGCAGGAGGGCAAGCUGAGCGGACUGGCACUCAUCUCGCGCCUGAGCUGCAAGCGCGCCGGCGCGCGUUUCCGUACCCGCGGCAUCGAUGAUGACGGCAACGUCGCCAACUUUGUUGAGACCGAGGUGAUCCUCAGCACGGGCGGGACGAUCGUAUCAUACACUCAGAUCCGCGGCAGCGUGCCGCUCUUCUGGCAACAGCCGCAGCAGGGUUUCGGGACGUUGCAGCAGAAGGUCGACAUCACGCGGCCACCACAAGCGACCCAGCCCGCUUUCGACAAACACUUCCUCGAUCUCCUCGACCAUUAUGGUGCUGUGCACGCAAUGAACCUCCUGGGUCAGAAGGAUGCCGAGUCGAUGCUGUCCAAUACCUACUCGGAUCGAUUCCGCGCUCUCAAAGCGUCCCUCGCUGAAGACUCGGACGACACUACGGCGCGUCUCAUGUACUCGCCGUACGACUUCCACUCGGCGGUGCGCAUGGGUGGACACGAGGCGGUGCGUACCGACAUGAACGCAAUGGGCGACGUUGCCAACUCGGUCGAGGCGUUCGGGUACACUGCCGUCGAUCUGGCCAACGGGGAGCCGAUCGCGACGCAGCACGGCGUCUUCCGUACCAACUGCCUCGAUUGCCUCGACCGCACCAACUAUGUGCAGGAGGUGCUCAGUACGAUUGCCCUGCGGAGAUUUCUGAGCUCACAGGGGAGCGCGUUGCUCAACAGCCCCACGCUGUGGUCGGCGCACCGUGAGCUGUGGGCCGACAACGGUGACCGCCUGAGCAAGACGUACGCGGGGACUGGUGCACUCAACACGAGCGCGACGCGCAGCGGGCGCAAGACAUUUGCCGGGCUGCUCAGUGACGCGACCAAGAGCGUCGGGCGCGCGUACAUCAACAACUUCCUCGACAAAGACAAGCAGGCCGCCAUCGACCUCCUCCUCGGCCUAAUGGCUGGGCAGCGUCCGGUCGUGCUCUUCGAUCCUGUCAGCGACUCGGUACAUAGUGCUCUCCUCGCGCGUCGCAACGAGUACUCGACUCCGCGCAACCUCAAGUUCUUCAGCGGCACCUGGAACGUCAACGGCAAGCUUCCCGAUGACUCGCUCGACGGUUGGCUCUUCCCUGGUGACCUCAGGGCAGACAUCUACGCGAUCGCCUUCCAGGAGAUCGUCGAGCUCACUCCUCAGCAGAUCGUACAGCCUGACCCAGCCAAGAAGCGCGUGUGGGAGAACCAGAUCAUGGAGACGUUCUCCGGCCACUCACAGAAGGCCAAGUACAUCAUGCUGCGCAGCGAGCAGCUCGUAGGCACGGCGCUCAUGGUCAUCGUCAAGGAGAGCCUACUGCCGGCGAUCCGCGGGAUCGAGUAUGCGUCAAAGAAGACGGGUUUGCAGGGUCUGUCGGGAAACAAGGGCGGCAUCGGCUUCCGGUUCCAGCUGUACGAUGCGUCCGUGUGCCUCAUGACGUGUCACUUGGCAGCGGGACAAUCUGCCUACGCGGACCGGAACGCCGAUUAUCGCACUAUAUCUAACGGGCUCACUUUCCUGCGGGGCAAGACGAUCCACUCGCACGAUAUUGUGAUCUGGGCAGCCGACUUCAACUAUCGUAUCGACCUGUCAAACGAGGAGGUGCGAGCAGCUGCGGAGCAGGACGAGCUAGAUGUCUUGGUUGCCGCGGACCAGCUGUCGCUGGCUCGUGACGACGGCGAGGUGUUCAUUGGGUACUCUGAGGGGGCGCUCACUUUCCGUCCGACGUACAAGUACGACAACGGAACGGACACUUACGACUCGAGCGAGAAGCAGCGCAUCCCCGCAUGGACUGAUCGCGUGCUAUACAAGGGCGAGGGGUUACACCUGCGCGCGUACAACUGCACGUCUGACCUGCGCACAUCCGACCACCGACCUGUGUUUGCCCUCUUCGAGGCGGUGGUGCCCGAGGUGAAUGAGGCGCGGCGUUCGGCCAUCGCCGCCGAACUCGCAAGCAAGGCACGCGCCGCUACUGCCGGUGGUAAGCUCGACGACCAAAUCGAGCGCGCGGCCGCGGCUGGUGGCGUCCGUGGCCUGGUCAAGGAGUUCACAAGCGUCAGCCUUGCAACGUCGCCGGCCCGCUCGGGGUCAUCGACACCUGAGCCAAAGUACUCGCCAACCUUCUCGCGCGACACGAAACCUCCAGCUCGCAAAGCCACCUUCAAGGACACUGUCAACUCGGCGUAUGCGCGCCUCGGACAGCCUCCGCCCCUCCCGCCGCGUAGCGGCACUGCCUCGCCCGCGCCCGUCGAGCAUGCGCCGUAUGAGCCACGCCGCCGACCGGCACCCCCGCCGCCAGCUGCGUCCGAGUUCCGUAAGAUUGGCCUGCCGCCCGAGGCGAACGAGAUGACGCCCAUGAGCACUGGCGACUUUGUGCUAGUACCGUCUCCAGCUCGGCCCAGCCCGCCGCCGCCUUUGCGCAAGCCGAGCACGGCGAGCGUGGCCAGUGGAACCAGCCUGAUGAGUACUGGGAGCGCACCACCUGCACUCCCUCCCCGCCCGCGCCCGACAAAGAGUUCGACACUCGACUGGGACGCCCCAGCACCCGAUGAUCUCAUCCCCGCAGUGCUCCCUGACAACUACCCGAAGCCUGCGCUGGUGUCUAAGCCGCCGCCACCACCUGGGCCGCGAAGGAAGAUGAGCACGAGUGAGAACAAUGCUGCUACGGCGCUUGGGACGUCUCCCGAGCAGAGCGAGAGGAAGGAGAAGCCCCCACCCGUUGCGCCGGAACCGAGGGCCAUGAGUAUUGACAAGGUGGACGGGGAGAAGCCGGAGAAGCCGCCGCUGGGGCCCAAGCCGCGGAGCAUGAGCGUGGACAAGGAUGAGCGGAAACCGCCUCCAGUCGCACCCAAGCCUACGCGCAAGGCCACGGCCCCCGCUUCGCCAGCGCGGACAGCGAGCGCGGAUGCUUCGUCGCCGACUGGCGCGUCGGCCAAGUCGUCCAAGGUCCCUCCAGCGGUCAAGCCGAAGCCCGAGGUACAACCGAAGCCUCAGAAGGCUGAGGACAAGCCCCAACAGGAGAAGGGCCCAGAACAGAAACCCAAGCCGGAAUUGAAACCUAAGCCUGAGCUGAAGUCGAAACUGGCAGAGGACAAGCCUGCUUCCAAACCGAAGCCGGAGCUGCUGCCCAAGCCGGAUCUCAAACCGAAGCCCGAGGCGACGGCAGUUGAAGAGGAGGAGCCCAGACAGUUAAAGCCGUCCGAGCUCAAGGGCCGCUGGCCACCAGCGUAG